CACCUGUUUCCAAGGGAAUGCCAGACACGCGACACUUCCUGUCCCCCUCGGCGCAAUGCCUUUCUGAUCCUUUACAUGUCCGUCUCGAUUGACAGAUACGAAUCACCCAGUCGCCCAUGCCGUCGCCUGUGAUCCGGGGUCGGGAAUGCUAUUCUUUUGGUGGCCAUCUUCGGCCGACCUAGAUCGGACUGCAAAGUCCUUUUCGAUGACAUGGACUUUACUCUACUGGUCACUACUACACAUAUGUUGCUCUUUGUGCAUGAGCGAUGAUGUGGUUUCUGAUCUACGACAGGAGACACGAGCCAUCUUCUACCAUGGCUACGACAAUUACAUGAGAUAUGCCUUUCCCGAAGACGAACUGCGCCCGCUGAGCUGCAGUCCGCUUGUCCGCGAUCGCGCGAAUCCAGCGCACAUAGAAGUCAACGACGUUCUCGGAAACUACUCCCUCACCCUUAUCGACAGUCUAUCCACCCUCGCCAUUCUCGCGUCAUCCCCACCCCCGGGACAGAAGCACAACAAGGCAUUGCAAGACUUCCAAGAUGGCGUCGUGCUCAUUGUUGAAAACUACGGCGAUGGGACGAACACAUCCUCUGGAGUGGGGAAGCGAUCGCGUGGUUUCGAGCUUGAUAGCAAAGUCCAAAUCUUUGAGACUGUCAUCCGUGGGCUGGGUGGACUUUUGAGCGCACAUCAAUUCGCGGUCGGAGACUUGCCAAUCCGAGGGUAUGAUGCCGGUGUUCAAGACCACGAGGGCACGAGGGGUAUACGUUGGAACAAAGGCUUCGUUUAUGACGGCCAGCUGCUCCGUCUUGCGCACGAUCUAGGACGUCGACUUCUACCUGCCUUCUCUACGCCCACGGGGAUCCCAUACCCCAGAGUGAAUCUCAAGCACGGAGUACCAUUCUACCUGAACUCUCCCCUCAACAACGCCGCAGAGUUUGGUCAGUGCGAAAAGGGGGCCCCUGAAUCUCCAGAAAUCACCGAAACAUGUAGCGCUGGCGCAGGCAGCCUGGUUCUAGAGCUCACGACUCUGAGUAGGCUGACAGGAGAUUGGAGGUUCGAGAUUGCUGGAAAGCGAGCUUUCUGGGCCGUCUGGGAGCGCAGAAGUAGCUCUGGCUUGAUCGGUUCUGGAAUCGAUGCCGAAACAGGCCGUUGGAUGUCUCCUUAUACGGGAGUAGGAGCUGGCAUAGAUUCCUUCUUUGAGUAUGCCUUCAAGUCAUACAUUUUCCUUUCCGGUGUGGACUUUGAGCCGAAUGGGACUGUUGACUCGUCCGCCGCAUUCCUCCAUACCUGGCAAGAUGCCCAUCAAAGUAUCAAGCGACACGUCUAUCGAGGGGCUGCCUUUCAACACCCCCACUAUGCGCAAGUGGACUUGUACACCGGCGCACUACGCGCAUACUGGAUUGACAGCCUCAGCGCUUAUUACCCCGGGCUUCUGGCCCUGGCCGGAGAAUUGGACGAGGCUAUUGAAACACACCUCUUGUAUACAGCCUUGUGGACAAGAUUUUCAGCGAUUCCCGAACGAUGGUCUACUUCUUCUGGCAACAUCGAGGCAGGCUUGAGAUGGUGGGGAGGUCGUCCUGAAUUCAUCGAGUCGACAUGGUACCUGUAUCGCGCCACUCAGGACCCAUUUUACCUCCACGUUGCUGAGAUGACACUCCGCGAUAUUAAGCGAAGAUGCUGGACGAGGUGUGGCUGGGCAGGUCUACAGGAUGUUCGGACGGGAGAAUUGAGCGACAGGAUGGAGAGCUUCUUUCUCGGUGAGACAGCCAAGUACUUGUUCCUGCUGUUUGACAAGACCCAUCCUCUGAAUACGUGGGAUGCGCCGUUUGUGUUCACUACGGAAGGCCAUCCACUCAUUAUACCCAAAGAGCAGAGGAGGAUGUCAAAGUUUCGAGCAAAAGCUGCAAUGACAGAAGACGUUGAAAUGGCUCUCGCAGAAGAGACGUGCCCUCUGCCACCUCCGGUGCAGCCUUUCAGUCUUUCAGCAGCGGCAGCUCGGCCGGAUCUCUUCCAUGCUGCGAGCCUUGCAAGGCUUCAUCUAAUGCCUAGCAUCGAGACAGUCGACUCGCCUCUUGUCGAGUUCUCAUCGGAUCAUCCCAGCAUAUCCGUGUCUGACCUUCAUUCCCCUUCAAAUUACUCUUACUAUCCGUGGACUUUACCCAUGGAACUGGUCCCUUGGAACGCCACAAGCUCCCGGAUGGCCACCCGCUCAACAUUUGAUCUGGCAUUUCCAAACAUGCUCAACACCGCGUUGACUGUACAGCCACUGCAAAAGGUUGUGAAUGGCUAUCUGGUCCGAUCUCUGAGCGGAGUGCGUCUUGGUAUGGUUCGCGAGGGAGGCGUGCACGGCACUUCAUUCGACAUGCCAGAGGCAUUUCGCAUCUACACGGUCUCCAACUUUCUGCUUGGCCGAGAUGAGCAGGUAUUCGUGGAGAGGGACGCAGUGAGCAGCUUUGACCCCGCUGAUGCGCACUUUACGAAACUUCGAGAUUCCGUGAAUCUUGACGUAAUAAUAGAUAUAAAAACACCACAGCAACGCGACCCAGAGCCUUCCGCCGAGGCCGAAGUCGACGGCCCAAACGAUAACCUGACCGACUCGAUCUUGUUCGACGAAUCAGGCCUCCUAUCAGAGCUCGACAUCGACCUUGAGAAUGCGGACGUCGAUGGCCCGUCCCUACUCAGCAGUCUGCUCACCAACAUCCAAAACCUCCUCGCAUCGUCCACUUCCCGGCCUCAGUCAACCACCAAAGCUCGCGCGCCAGACACCACGCGUUCAGCUCUCAUCGCAGCCAUGCCAACAGGACCCGGGGCCGCCCCGCUCCCGGACGUCCCGGACAUUGACUACGUGUACCGAAAAGACCGCCUCCCUCCCUGGCGCACGAUAUACCUCGCCGACAACCUAUGCACGACGAAACUCUCCCGCUCCGUCCCGCGCACCCACCAAGUCCUCGUCAUCCGCCGCGGCGGCUGUAGCUUCAGCCAGAAGCUGCAGAACAUACCCGCGUAUGCGCCGUCCCCCUCCUCGCUCCAGCUGGUCAUUGUGGUGUCGUUUCCAGAGCACGAGGAGAGACGCCAGGGCGCGGACGAUGACGACUCGCUCAUUCAGCCGCUGCUUGACGUGCAGCAGCUCACGCCUUCGGGCAUUGUGCGGCCGCAUCCGAUUCCGAUGAUUAUGGUUGGCGGUGGCGAGGAGACGAUGACGCGCUUUGGUAGGGCGCAGGGCGUGGGUGUGCGGCGGAGGUUUCAUUAUGCUAGCCAGGGACUGCGGAUUGCGAAUCUGGUUGUACUAUAGGGCGGUUCGUGAUGUGGAUGGAGUAUUGUAUGGGGAUGUUAUAUGAUUAUAGAGCAAUGAGUUAUGUUGAGUAAGAUUUUGAAACACAACGCUUGCAGAUCGAGUGUAGGCUCUCAAGAUACACAAAGGGAACAUGCAAGGGAAGAGGUGUGUGACGUAGACCUCCCUACGGUGCGAUCACAGAUGAUAGAAGACCAUUGUGCUUGCUAUCUGUCAAUUCAGGGGGUGUAUUGAGGAGCGUAAACAGCCUACUCUUGGCAAAUCGAGAACAACAUACAGAGCCCGUUUUAUCCAUUCAUGUACAUGUCAAGUACCGACCGACAAGAAAAGUUCUCAAUAGGACCUGACGCUCGACUAUCUGUAAAUGAAUAAGAUUAUCCAACGUCAAAAAUCAAUUUACA
Messenger RNA from Pseudovirgaria hyperparasitica, 3693 nucleotides. RefSeq lists its product as uncharacterized. NCBI's taxonomy places the organism in Eukaryota, Fungi, Ascomycota, Dothideomycetes, Acrospermales, Acrospermaceae. Gene Ontology annotation, cellular component: endoplasmic reticulum; membrane. Gene Ontology annotation, biological process: mannose trimming involved in glycoprotein ERAD pathway; endoplasmic reticulum mannose trimming; carbohydrate metabolic process. The transcript is spliced from 2 exons. Bases 260 to 3292 code for a protein of 1010 amino acids. Gene Ontology annotation, molecular function: mannosyl-oligosaccharide 1,2-alpha-mannosidase activity; calcium ion binding. The record is from RefSeq and is a predicted model, not a curated record.